Aspergillus caelatus is the source of this 2040-nucleotide messenger RNA. Its product is annotated as putative ABC transporter. Gene Ontology annotation, cellular component: membrane. Gene Ontology annotation, molecular function: ABC-type transporter activity; ATP binding; ATP hydrolysis activity. NCBI's taxonomy places the organism in Eukaryota, Fungi, Ascomycota, Eurotiomycetes, Eurotiales, Aspergillaceae. The record is from RefSeq and is a predicted model, not a curated record. Bases 25 to 1896 code for a protein of 623 amino acids. The transcript has 8 exons.
UUUUAAUCACGGCCAUUGUUCACCAUGGAGACCGACCCAGCUAAGGCGUCCGAUACCUUUGAUCUGGAACGAAAUGACCAUCAGUUUUUGAUGAAUAACACGGUUCAAUCCUUCACAUGGGAUAACCUGACCGUCACGGUGAAAGACAGACGCACGAAGAAGCCCCGGAAUCUAAUCGAGGGCUGCAGUGGAACUGCCCGUCAUGGCCAACUAAUCGCAUUGAUGGGACCCUCCGGCUGCGGAAAGACAACACUCUUAAACGUUCUUGCGCGUCGCACCGCUUCCGCUGGAGCGAAAAACACAGGGGAAUGCUACGUAAACGGGGCGAAGCUGGACAAUGAUACCUUCAACCGUAUCACGUCUUACGUCGAACAGGAGGAUGCGUUGAUCGGAUCACUGACGGUGCAGGAGACACUGAAGUUUGCCGCAGAUCUGUCUCUGCCAGGAUCGGUGACGAGAUCCCAAAGGGCAGAUCGCAUCCAGACCCUCCUGAGCGCAUUCGGAAUCCAGAAGCAGGCGUCGACACUGGUGGGCACUCCCAUCCGUAAGGGAAUUAGCGGGGGCCAAAAGCGACGGGUCAGCGUCGCCAGUCAGCUGAUCACUUGUCCCAAAAUCCUGUUCCUCGACGAGCCAACCAGCGGGUUGGACUCGACUGCUAGUUACGAGAUCAUCUCAUACGUCAAAAAGCUUGCAGUAGCGAACAAUCUUAUCAUAAUCGCGAGUAUCCACCAGCCAUCGACAACAACUUUCCAGCUAUUUGACAACCUUCUCCUUCUCUCGGGCGGCAAGACAUGCUACUUUGGACCCGUUUCGAAUGUCCCAAGCUACUUUGAAAACAUCGGCUAUCCCGUUCCCUCGAAUACAAAUCCUGCCGAGUACCUUUUGGAUGCGGUUAGCUCUGACUUCGCGGUCCACGAGGACCAAGUUGAGAAGAUCCAAGAAGCAUGGACGCAGUCCGCUGAGUAUGCCGCAUUAAGCAAGCAACCACAGAGCGCUGAGGAGAAGGGCGGCAAGGCAAUGAACAUCGACGAACUGAGCCGCCCAGGUAUUCCCCAAAUCACCAUGUCUCUUCUGCAUCGGCUCUUUAUCAAGAGUUAUCGCGACGUUGUAGCCUACGGUAUUCGGAUUGUCAUGUAUUUGGGAUUGGCAAUCAUGAUGGGGACGGUAUGGCUUCGUCUCCACACCUCGCAGGAGUACAUCCAACCCUUCAUCAACGCAAUUUUCUUCGGCUCAGCCUUCAUGAGUUUUAUGGCCGUCGCCUACGUCCCGUCCUUCCUCGAGGACCGGGCAACCUUUACCAAAGAACGAGCGAACGGACUCUACGGCGCCCUGCCCUUCGUCAUCUCCAACUUCAUCAUCGGCCUCCCGUACCUAUUCAUAAUCUCAAUGCUCUUUUCGAUAGUCAGCUACUGGCUCUCCAACUUCCGGCCCACAGGCGCCGCAUUUUUCACCUGGGUGAUGUGGCUUUUCCUGGACCUUGUUGCUGCCGAAUCCCUUGUUGUUUUCGUAACAGCCAUAUUCCCCAAUUUCGUGAUCAGUCUGGCGCUCGUCGCGUUUGCCAAUGGACUCUGGAUGAGCGUGGGCGGGUUCCUCGUCUCGCCGACCAUCUUGAAUCCAUUCUGGAAAUACGUUUUCCAUUAUAUUGAUUAUCAGGCGUACGUCUUUCAGGGGAUGAUGGUGAACGAGUUUAGUCAGAGGACGUACUCGUGUGGCUCGGGGUGUCAGUGUAUGUAUCAGACAGAUCUGGCGGACCAGUGUAUGAUCCGAGGGACCGGGGUGCUGAAGGAGUAUGGAUAUGCGACGGGUCGGACAGGGAAGUGGGUAGGUAUCCUGAUAGGCAUCAUCGCAGUUUACCGACUGUUUGGAUAUAUUGCAUUGGUGUUGAGGAGGACUUGAGCUGGGUAUUACCGACAUGCAUGAAAGGAUGGUUCAACUGCAUCGAAUUUAAUUAAUUUAAUUACGGAUGGCGUUAGGUUGGCUCAUACUAUGGCUCUCCUACAUAUUAAUCAGAUCAGAGAGAAUUAAUACGGUAUUGUGUGA